This is a messenger RNA of Scylla paramamosain (green mud crab), 2360 nucleotides long. RefSeq names its product large ribosomal subunit protein bL32m-like (gene mRpL32). Gene Ontology annotation, cellular component: mitochondrial large ribosomal subunit. The coding region runs from base 297 to 908 and encodes 203 amino acids. NCBI's taxonomy places the organism in Eukaryota, Metazoa, Arthropoda, Malacostraca, Decapoda, Portunidae. Gene Ontology annotation, molecular function: structural constituent of ribosome. Gene Ontology annotation, biological process: translation. The record is from RefSeq and is a predicted model, not a curated record. The transcript is spliced from 5 exons.
UAAAAAAAAGUAAGAGAAGGAGAAGAACAAAAAAGAAUACAAUAAGCCAAAACGCAAGAACAUUCAGCGCGGACACAAGAAGAGGAGGAGUCAAAACAACAACACGAACUGGCCGCUCUGCAGAUUACCACCAAAUCAGCACAGCUUUGCACAACAGCAGCACACAGCCUCAUCACUUGCUCUGCACAGCCUGUAGGAACCUGCACACCGCACAGGCUAUCCAGGCAGCGCUUCCUUGGCCUGAAUCUGCCGCAACACAACACUGGAACAUCUUGCCGGUCUGUGAAAGUUUUGCAAUGAUGGCACGGCUGGUGGAACACCUGUGCUCAGAGCUGCGCCUCCUGGCUGGCGCUGUGGACACACUGGCAUGGACUCUGUGGCCCAAAGGUCCUCCUCCAAUGAUGGCAGCUGCAGCUCUCCCUGUCCCUGUCCAGUACAAUGUUGAACAGAUCUCUGGCAGCUUAUUGGAAGAUCUAAAGGAGGAGGGCUUCCUGUGGGCAGUUCCCAAGAGCAGGAGGAGCCGGGAAAGACGACUCACCCGAAAGUUUGGUCUUGAAAACAAGCACAAGAAGAUGCUGCCGUAUCGCAAACUGCUGACGUGUGAUGACUGCGGCCACGUGCAUGAGCCAGGUCGCCUCUGCCCUAACUGCUAUGGUGAAAAUAAGAAGAUUACACAAGCAAUGCAGGAAGCGAUGGUGACCAUGCAAGGCCUCAACCCAGUGGAGUAUGAAGCUGUGCCGGUCUUCAAGGGAGAGAAGGUCAACACAGGAGAUGGAUUCCAUGAGGGCAAGCGCAUUUUUGAAGUGCCCACGGAACGUCCCAAAUGGUUCUCCAACAGACUGACUGUCAAGUCCAAUGUAACAACCUCUUCAGACACCACUGUUGUCAAGCCUACCAACUUAGCAUGAACACUAUUAUUUCCCUGGUUGUACUUUUCAAUAUUUGAGUCAAGCUUGUGUUCUUGUGCCUCUAAAUUUGGUUCUGUGCAAUGCAAUCUUGAAAUGAUGGAUGCCUCCUCUCAACAUCUCAUUCCAACUGCUGCACUUAGGUAUGCUCAGGAAGCUAAACUCAUAGACAGUGAUUAAACAUCCAAUAUUUGUCAGUUUGUGUUCAUAAUUCUUUAUUUUAUCAUCUCUUGUCAGUUUCUUAAUAAUUUUACAUCACAUUGGUUACAUGAGAAGCCAUUCUUGGGUUUAUCAUCAAACUCCACAAGUAACUCCUUAUCUUGUCAUGUACCACCACCUCAAGACAGAAUUUUUACUCCACUUCAAUUUUUUUCUUCACUUCAACAUCAUCUGUUCAAGUGUCUAGAUGUGGCAUAUACAAGUACUAUUUGUAUCCUCUUGUAAGGCCAGGCAAAGAAAGAAAUAUAUGGCUGGAAUAACAAGAACAGAGAGAGGAGGAAUAACAGCUGGACAUCUACUGCAAAUCACAAAAGGAAGAAGUGUGGCAUUCCCUGGUCACCAGUGUCACCAGAGGCACCACACUUCCUUGCUCUACCAUGUAAAUUUCCUUGCUACCCUUCUCAACUUUCUGCCUGAAUUUACUAUUGCCCAUCAUAUCUUGAAUUUAAUAUAGUGAAAUACAUUGACUUGCUUAUGCUAUAAACUGUGAUUGAUAUUGUAUACUUUUCUUUGUAGAUUUAGUAUUCAUAUAUGUAUACGAAAAUUAGUGUCUGAAAUCUGUGUACUGUGAACAGAAAAGGGAUGCAUUACUUUCUUGGUGGUAAUCAUAUUUAUUGUACUUUUUAUGCCUUGAUCAGUUUUACUUCAUAGUUUGUGUAAUGGUGUGUGUGUGUGUGUGUGUGUGUGUGUGUGUGUGUGUGUGUGCGCGCGCGCGUGCACGUGCAUGUGUGCGUGUGUGCGCGUGAGCGCUUUGACUACAAUAGCCAUACCUUACUGAAGUGCCGUGCCUUUUCAGACAUUGGUACUUAGGGAAUACCAGUUGUUCCUUCUCCUUCCAGUGUUCUUGCUAUUCCAUCCAUGCAUUUCUUUCCUUGCCUGCCCCAUACAAAAUGCUACACCUUAAGGCUUGAGUAGAUGGACUUGAAGUAAAGAAAAGAAGUUGAAUUGGAGUAAGAAUUUUGUCUUGAAUGGUGUUUUGUUCAUAGUGUGUCAUGACAGACUUGCUUAUUUAUUGAAAGCAAAGCACCACCAAUCUUUGCUUUCAUCUUUUGUACAACAUGGAAUGGAAACACUGUAAAUAUUAAUAAAUGUUUUUUGACACAAUACUGUAAAUAGUCCAAUCCUGGUUGUAUGAGCAAGAGGAAACUUCAAAAGCUCAUAAAUGUGUUUGUUUGUGUGUGUGUAAAAGGUAAAAGCUGAAGGGGAAUGUAAGCAAAAUAAUUAUGGUGUUUGAAA